Messenger RNA from Lathyrus sativus (Indian pea), 525 nucleotides. Lineage: Eukaryota; Viridiplantae; Streptophyta; Magnoliopsida; Fabales; Fabaceae. The record is from the annotation of a GenBank genome assembly.
AUGAACAAUUCGGUGCUUCACAAUCACAACACUCCACCUUACUCUUCUUCUUCUUCUUCUCGGAAUCAUAGCCAAAGGGAUGUCCGUUACAGCUGUGGUUCUUGCGGUUAUGAUCUUAACCUAUCCUCAUCCAACAGAAACACAUCAUCCAUAGAUUCAAAAUAUGGAAAAUCAAUAAAACGAGGCAUGAUAUCGUUCUUCAACAUUGAUGAUACAAGGUUUACACAGGUUGAUGAGGUUCAGUGCGCUCCUCAUUUUUCUAAGAACUUGUUGUGGGGUUUGUUUCGUCCAAGAACGAAGCUUCGUUGUCGAAAGUGUUGCAACCAUAUCGGUUAUGCUUACAAUGGUUACACAUCAUCAUCAUCAUCAUCGUCAUCGCCAUCUUUUAUUCUAGUAUCAUCAAAUGGAACAGAACCAUCUCCUUCCAUUGAAACACCAAGUCAAGUGAAGUACGAAAUUUGUAUCCGUGCCUUGCAGCCUUCAUUUUCACUGGAAUAUGGAAAUGGAGUCUCUGCCUUAGCUUGA